AUGUCCUCAAGUCAGAAUCAACACGCCUAUCAAAGUCCUACUCAGAGGAGAUGGCAACAAUCUCAAGGGACCACAGGCCACUCAGCAUAUCAAGCACAUCCGCAAAAUUCCACACCCAAUUUCGACGCACGCUUCAGGUACAAUCACCCUGGGUGGAGCGAUAGAACAGAUCUUUGUUCGGCAACAUUUGUCAGCGACGCAGGAUUCCCUGAUGUCGUGAGAAAUGAUCUUGAAGACGAUGAUUACUUGAAUCAUUUUGCCUUACAUCCACAUCAGGAUGUUCACCACAUGGGUUUGUCCAACGACAACUUUGAAGGAUCUUUACCGAACGAAUGCGAGUACCAGCUUGAAGGGACAGCCUAUCUGGAUCAUUUUGCGAUACGCCCUGAUCCCGAUCCUGAUCAUGAUCAUGAGCUAAGGGGUAACGAGGUCACCCAGGCAUUGUCUCCUGAUUAUAGGACGGAUCUCGAUGGGGAGGCAUACCUUAAUCAUUUUGCGAUUCAACCCAAUGCCGAAGCUGGAGAGCCCAUGUGUGAUGUUGCUUUUCACACGGAGGAUUAUGACCUCGGAAGGACUUCACCUUUCGAGUCUCAUCAUCCUGAUACAGCAUACGCAGAUGCAGGAGACACAUCAUCAGAAUACAAACCUCCGUCCUCGCAAGUCAUCGAUGAUCAACAAGAAGAAGAUCUUACCUCACCUCCGGAAGUUGUCGAUGAGAUCACAGCACGAAGUGACACUACCAAACGAAAUGUAUUUGGUCUGACUGAAAACGAUCAAACUCUUCUCAAGACAUUCUCCGACACAUUCUUCUCCUUGCGAUCAUCAAGAGAUCCAAGACUGAAAGAUAUAGGUCGAGGUCGUUGGGGAGGGAAGAAAUCGAUUUUGGCCACUUACGAUCAAGAUAAACACCAUACUGAUCUAAAGCACUUCCAAACCAUAAUCGAUGGUUUAUGUUCUCAAACUUUGGAUAAAUGGCCUCCUAUAUCUGAAAUCAAAUUGAAAAGUUUUUACCAACUAGCUAAAAAUGUUCCAGUAGUUUGCAAUCCAUCUAAAACCAUUUUGGUCGAUCAAGUUGAAAGUAUUGUGAAUAAAGUCUGCGAUACCAAUAUCCGUAAUUUCAUUUAUCCAUACCUUGAUUACACCAAACCCAGAGGAGAGGCAACAUUCACAGAAGAACAAAGUGUUUUCUACCACUUGGCCAUUCCGCAAAACGAUCGACAAACUUAUACCCAAUUAGCUCAGCUGGUCAAUACCCUGUCGUACCUCACUGUUCGAAGGAAUGAUCGUAAUCACAUACCGAGUCAGGCAAGUAAGAGGUGUAUGUACAACCUUCUAGAUGGCAUUGGCUCUAUGAAGCCUGAAAUACAGAAUCAGGUAGAGUAUAUAAGGAAUAGAGUGUCAGACAGUACGAUUUUGACGAGGAAUGGUACCAUUGAGGAUUGA
Messenger RNA from Kwoniella mangroviensis CBS 8507, 1443 nucleotides. RefSeq lists its product as uncharacterized. The record is from RefSeq and is a predicted model, not a curated record. NCBI's taxonomy places the organism in Eukaryota, Fungi, Basidiomycota, Tremellomycetes, Tremellales, Cryptococcaceae. The transcript is spliced from 2 exons. Bases 1 to 1443 code for a protein of 480 amino acids.